AUGAAGCCACACAUCCCCCCGUUAAAGAUCGCCAAACCGACUUCGAACUUAUCGGUGUCGACGUCCCCGGACGACACCAAGUAUAUACCGGAUCGUUUCUAUUCUGCUCACGGCCAGUCUGAGAUUACUCCGCCGCUGACUCCGCAAGGAGCUCGCGAUAUCAUGGAGCAAACAGAAGCCCCGAGAGCCGUUUUUCACAACUACCUGCGCGCAUUCUACCCUUUCCACCCGGCCGGAGACGUUUCGCCGUCGACGGUCACUCUCCCGCUCGACCAGGGCGAUAUCAUCCUGGUCCACUCUGUUCACACCAAUGGCUGGGCCGACGGUACCUUAUUAGAUUCUGGGAAUCGAGGCUGGUUGCCCACCAACUAUUGCGAGGCCUAUGACCAGCUCCCCAUGCGCCCGCUCCUCAAGGCGCUGACCGAUUUUUGGGACAUCAUUCGCGGAGGAUGCGGGUCAUCCCUCAAGGAUUUUGGGAACCAAGAUUUGAUGAGAGGCCCCAUUGCCGGCGUCCGGUUUCUUCUGGAGAAAUCAGAAUGCCUGACGCGAGAGGCUCCCCUGGUGAGGAAGUAUGACGGACUGCGAAGGAUCCGCAAGGCACUGUUGUCGGACCUGUCGUCGUUGGUCAAGACCGCCAAGCGGUUCCAGGAAGUUGCCAAUGGAACGCCCGAGGAGGAUGAGGUCGAGGGGAUCCUGGAUGAGAUGCUGCUCAAGGCCUUCAAGAUCGUCACCCGCGGCGUUCGAUUCCUCGACGUAUGGAAUGAGGAGGUCGGCCUGAGCAGGACCAUUGUCGAGUUGGAACAGCCCAUGAGCGACAACCAGAGCCUGUAUGAUAUGCCGCCGACUCCGGCCUCUGAGACUUUCACCCUCGCAGAGACUGCGCCGUACUCCGACACCACCGAGCGCAACGACUCGCGCCAGAUGAGUCGCAGCCGCAUGGAUUUCAGUCGCGCGUCGAUGCGCACCGAAAUGCUCGACCACCAGCCCAGGCCGGUUUCCGUCUCGACCAAGCGAAUCUCCGUUUCCCAUCGCGUCUCUUAUUCGGGGCCUUCGGCUGCCAUUUGCGCCGAGAACCUUGCGUCAGAGCGACUCGGCACGACUUAUGAUGCUUUCCUCGGCGUGCUGGGCUCCUUCAUUGGUCUCCACAUGCAGUCGCGCUCUUCUACAGAGCUCGUCACCACCACCCAGCAGGCUGUGCAAUCUUGUCGGUCCCUGCUGACUGUGGUUGAGGCCGUCUGCGAGCACGAUACCCAACGGAGCGCUUUCCUCGAGCAAGCGCGCGAGUCAAUGUGUGAGAAGUUGUCGGAGCUCGUCCACGCUGCGCGCGACGUGUUCCGUCCAGCGCACCUGCCUGACGACGACUUGGUGUUUAUGCCGGACGAGGGCAAGCGGCUGGUUGACGCUGCGACGGACUGUGUGCGAGCAGCAGGCAACUGCCUCGCCAAAGCUCGCCUGGUGCUUGAGCAGAUUGGAGACAUUGAGCUGGAGCCCUCAGAAAAUGAGGCUCCGAGUGAGGACGUGCCUGGCCUCAUCACCCCGCAACCCCAGCCUGAGACCAUUCCCAACUCGACUUACUCUCCCUCCACUCCUGGCCUCACCGACUCUACCACCCCAUCUUCCUUCCACUCUCACCUCACUUCUCACAGCCCCGCCAACCUCUCCGCCUUGUCUUCUCUCCCUUCCUCUGCCAUCAUGCCUACCCACCUGGAGGGCACGUCUUUCUCUUCGACUGACAGUGCGAAUCGCAUCAGUCACACCAAGUCGGAGAUGGGUGAAUCCUUUGGCCGAGGUGUCACAAGCACGGGUAGCAGCUUCACUUACAACAGCCACACUCGCGAUUCGGAGAUGAGUGGUGUCUCUCAGACCUCCACCCGAGCCACCUCCCCUGACAUCGGUGGCAGCUUCCAGGUGCCCUCGUUGAAGGAGAGCGUGAGCCACUCGACCUUGGCCGAAGAAAAUGAGGAGACCGAGGCCAACAUCCUGGAGAAGACUUACGCGCAUGAGUUGAUCUACAAGGAGGGCCAGGUGAUGGGCGGCAGCCUCCGGGCGCUGAUUGAGAAGCUCACUGCCCACCAGUCGACCCCUGACGCCAUGUUUGUCUCGACUUUCUACCUCACCUUCCGUCUGUUCGCCACGCCUGUCGAGUUCGCCGAGGCGUUGGCCGAACGGUUCGACUACAUCGGGGAUACCCCACACGCCGCUGGGCCGGUGCGCCUGCGCGUCUACAACGUGUUCAAGGGCUGGCUCGAGUCGCACUGGCGCCAUGACCGAGACAACAGCGCACUCGAGUUCAUCGUGGAAUUUGCCAAGACGCGCCUGGCCACUGAUCUCCCGACCGCCUCCAAGCGCAUCCUCGACCUUGCUGAGAAGGUCUCUGCCGUUCACGGCCCCGUUGUGCCCCGUCUGGUAUCGUCGAUGGGCAAAACCAACACUGCCACGGCUCAGUACAUUCAUCCUGACACCCCUCUCCCACCUGCCAUCCUCGCCAAGAAGGAGACCAACCUUCUCAAGCAGUGGAAGAAUGGCGAGGCCUCGAUCUCCAUCCUGGAUUUUGACCCCAUGGAGUUGGCCCGGCAGUUGACCAUCAAGGAGUCGCGCAUCUUCUGCUCCAUUCUCCCGGAGGAGCUUCUCGACACGGAGUGGACCCGCAAGUCUGGCUCGCUGGCUGUAAAUGUUCGCGCCAUGUCGACCUUGUCCACGGACUUGGCUCACCUGGUUGCUGACUCCAUCCUGUGUCUGGAGGAACCUAAGAAGCGCGCAGUCACCAUCAAGCACUGGGUCAAGAUCGCCAACAAGUGCCUGGAGCUGAACAACUACGACUCUCUCAUGGCCAUCAUCUGCUCGCUGAACUCGUCGAUGAUCUCCCGCCUCAAGCGGACCUGGGAUAUCGUCUCCCAGAAGACCAAGGUGACCUUGGAGCACCUGCGUGGCAUCGUUGAUGUGUCGCGCAACUACGCCGUGCUGCGCCAGCGUCUGCAGAACCACGUUCCGCCGUGCCUGCCCUUCGUCGGUACUUACCUGACCGACCUGACGUUCGUUGAUCACGGAAACCAGUCGCUGCGCAAUCUUCCUACCGAUGAUGGCGAAAUGGCGGUGAUCAACUUCGACAAGCACAUGAAGACCGCUCGCAUUAUCAGCGAGCUUCAGCGUUUCCAGAUCCCCUACCGUCUUACUGAAGUCCCUGAACUCCAGACAUGGAUGCAGAACGAGCUUGUGCGUGUGCGCUCCAACGGCGAGACCACAGCGCAGGUCUUCUACCGUCGAUCUUUGGUGCUGGAGCCCCGGGAACCUUCGCGGACUGCUACCAACAUGCAGCCCGAGGCAAACACUUCGAUCCUCGACAACGCCAAGGACAAGUUCGACUUCCUGUCAUGGUCCAACAACUCCAAGGCGAAGUCGGUUGCCACCAACGGUUGA
This is a messenger RNA of Penicillium alfredii, 3417 nucleotides long. Its product is annotated as guanine nucleotide exchange factor. Lineage: Eukaryota; Fungi; Ascomycota; Eurotiomycetes; Eurotiales; Aspergillaceae. The transcript has 2 exons. Gene Ontology annotation, molecular function: guanyl-nucleotide exchange factor activity; protein binding. Gene Ontology annotation, biological process: Ras protein signal transduction; positive regulation of GTPase activity. Gene Ontology annotation, cellular component: plasma membrane. The coding region runs from base 1 to 3417 and encodes 1138 amino acids. The record is from RefSeq and is a predicted model, not a curated record.